AAAAAAAAAAAAAAAAAACCUUAUUACCUAAACUUACUUGAAACUGGCUCAAGCUGUAUCAAUAAUUAAAAAUACGUAUACAGGUCACCAUGUCCUCAAAUAACUCUAGCUCUGAAAAAUGUAAUAUCACCUCACAUACUUGGAAUAGUGAGGACAUGGUGACCUCAAACAUAUCAGGCGAAACAGGUAUUUCGCAACUUAUGGGAACGGCUUCUACAUUUAUUUAUCCUACAAAUUUGUCGGCUUCCGCCCACGAAUUAAAGAAUACUUCAGAAUCACAACAAUCCAAUAUCGUUCCCGUACCGCAAAAUAGUAUUUUUACAUAUCAGGAUUUCAUUAGUGUAGAAGAGUUGCGUAAACUUGCGGAAGUUAGUAAUAUUUAUUCUUCGACACCAAAUUCUUCACUACCGGUAAUCAACCACGCUCCUGUUACACCUGUGAAACCAAUUCAACCAGCCUUAUUUAAUUCAUCCGUUUCGUCGCCUCGUUCUGAUGAAGUUGAUGGUUCAGAACAUUCAUCAUCUCCUGCUGCCAAUGAAGAAGACAGUAAUAAAAAGAAAGCAACGGGGGGUCGAAAGAGGAAAGCCGAAAGUUUAGAAGAAAAAGAGCAAAGACAGCGUGAAAGAAUACUUCGAAAUCGUCAUGCUGCUCAAAUGUCACGUGACAAGAAACGACGGCAAAUGGCAGACCUUGAAUCUCAAAAUGUUCUUCUUAAAGAAGAAAACACCCACCUUUCGAAACGAUUGAAAAUUGUUGAAGAAGAAAAUAUGGCCUUAUCCGCUAAGCUUGAUACAAUUUCAGCACAGCUUGCCGAAAUCCAGUCACAUAUUACCGUAUCCGAGAUGACCAAAGUCCUACUUGAUGGUGUUCGCGGAUCAGCAGCAUCCGCGACCUUGGAAUCCGACUCUCUUGCGUUGAAUGAUGGUACGUCUCCAAUGCAAGAGAGUCCUCCAAGAAGUCCCAGCAGCGGCACGUCAAGAUGUGGAACCUUUACGGGACGUUGUCACAAAUCCAUUCUUUCCCGAUUUGGAAGCUUCCAACACAAAUACUGAAGCAACUAUUGUUGACCUUCUCGAUAGUUUUUUGGACUACGAUUGGUCAACGGAAGAAUUCUCUUCUAUUGGGCAAUCGGAUGGUAUUUGCUGACGACGUUGUCAUCUUGGAACUCACCCAUCGUUUCAAAAAGAAACGAAGGAUGAGAUCCGUAAAGGCUCUGCGUGGGAGCGCUUCAAGACUGAAGCGUGUUCCACGUGAUUGGAGGAAAUAUCCACCAUAACAUCUACUGAACUUUUUUCUAUAAUAAUUUAGUUUGUGCACUAGAAAACCUACGAAUGGCCAAAAUACACCUAAAAAUCAAUGAAUGACAAGAAAUUUCUAUAGUGUAGAUUCCAUGUUAUUUAUCAACGGCUUUUUAUUAUUUCACUAUUUGUUAGUGGAUAAGAGUUUUUUAUUGCUUUGAAUAUUUUUUUAUUUUAUU
Messenger RNA from Rhizophagus irregularis DAOM 181602=DAOM 197198, 1477 nucleotides. NCBI's taxonomy places the organism in Eukaryota, Fungi, Glomeromycota, Glomeromycetes, Glomerales, Glomeraceae. The record is from RefSeq and is a predicted model, not a curated record.